Paralichthys olivaceus (Japanese flounder) is the source of this 3123-nucleotide messenger RNA. NCBI's taxonomy places the organism in Eukaryota, Metazoa, Chordata, Actinopteri, Pleuronectiformes, Paralichthyidae. The record is from RefSeq and is a predicted model, not a curated record.
AUUCAAUAAUAUGCUCAUAAAGUCGUGUUUCUUUUAAACGCAAAUAACAAAUCUACAAGAGGGAGCAAAUCUCAAUGGUUUGCAAACAGUUAUUGUAUGCAUUUUCUUAACAGCUUGUUCUUAUCAUAAACUUAUUUCCCGGCACCUAAUUCAAAAUCUAAAUUCUGAGUAAAUUAACAGUUAAAGACUAAAUGACUAUGCCUAUUAGAAUGUGUAUUAUCUAUGCGUUUUAUUACGGAUUAGUGUAAUGUCAAAGUGCGUAACGAUUCUUACUCGCACAGUCGGUUGAUUUGAGAAGAAACAGAUUAGUAAAAGUGGUAUUUCCUUUUUUCUCUCCCCCUCUCUGUGUGUCUCUCUCUCUCUCUCUCUCUUAAGUCCCCAUCCUCUGGUCAAGUUCAGUGCGCUGUUCUCUGGACCCGGACGGACGCCUCUUAUUGGUAGGUUGCGACGGUUACAUCACGGCGCUCAUGACGCGCACGUCUUCCUGUUUCCUUCAGCCGCGUCUUAAAGUGAAUCUUAGUGGCGGAGGAGCGCUCCAGCAUCCAGUCCUCUGCAUCCAGUGCGCCUCGGAGACGCACACACUCGCACAGACGCGCUCUCCCUCUCUCUCUCUCGCACUCUCUCUAUGUCUCUCACUCUUUCAGUCACAGCACACGAUCGAGGGAGACACCGACGCGCAAGAGCUCUUUUCAUCAUCUGUAUUUUCCCCCGUUUUGCUCCUUGUUUCGCUCGCGUCGCCGACUUUAUCCCCGCUCCUCCUUCUUCGAGAGCUUCUUAUAUUCCAGCAUCCAGCGUCCAGCCGAGCUUCUCUCCUUCUUUUUGUCCGGCGCAGGAGUUCAGGUUGUCCCCCUCUUCAUCUAAAGGGUACUCAGAGGCUUUGAUCCAAGUGGACUGGGUUUGUGGGAUAUGGCCCAAUAGCAGCAGCCCGUGAUGCCGGACCAUGACAGCGACUCCCUCCUGAACAGACAGACCAAGCGAAGACGUGUGGACAUUGGUGUUAAGAGGACCGUGGGCAGCACAGCCUCCUCCACAGCGGCAGCCACAACAGCAACCACUGAUAACAUUGCCCGCGCCAAAGCAGCCAUUUUCUGUGCCAUGAACUCUCUGAGCUCCCACUCUCACCACGGAUCAGACACCGACUCCAUGGAGUGCUCUGUAGUGCAGCCACAUGGUGGGCCUGGCGUGAUUUCAGCAAGUGACAGUGAGUCCAAGUCCAAUGUACUCCGAAAGCUACUGAAGAGGGCCAACUCAUAUGAGGACGCCAUGAUGCCCUUCCCUGGCACCACCAUUAUCUCUCAGCUUCUCAAGAAUAACAUGGCUAAAAAUGGAGGAGGACCCGAGAGGGGUGAAAGAGGAGACAGGGGUGAUAGAGGGGAAUCAGGCUUCCCCGGUUCAGGUCUCUCCAAUGCAAGUUCAGAUGCUCCCCAGGAGGAUGCCUGCAGUAACUCUUCCCAGGACAGCACCCCUCAAGAGUGCUUGUCACCAUUUGGCCGUCCUCCUGGCCUGGCCACCUUUGACAUCGAACGUCUCAAUGAUGAACACCUGCGUGCCAAGAGAGCCCGUGUAGAGAACAUUAUACGUGGUAUGAGCCAUUCACCCAGUGUGGUGGUACCUGCUGCUUCCCGUCAUGAACGUGACCAUGAGAUGGAUGGGGAGCGGGAGAUGGAGCUAGACUGCCCACCUCCUCAGUCUCAGCAACAGGCCCCUAGCAGUCCACGGGGAGGAGAGGUGUGCAGCAGUAGUAGCAGCAGCAGAGAGAACAAGCGUAAGCAGCGUCUGCCUCAGCAGCAACAGCAGAGCUUUACCCAGCUGGUGUGCCAGAGGAAGGAACAGAAGCAGGAGGAGCGACGGCAACUGAAGCUGCAGCUGGAGGACAUGCAGAAACAGCUACGCCAGCUGCAGGAGAAGUUCUUUCAGAUCUAUGACUCAACUGACGACUCAGAACACACUGACCUCCACAAUGAUCUCCACAAUGACAUAGGAAACAUGUCUGAGGACAGCCCAGGCAGGUCUGACACUGGCGGUGAUGACCGGGUUGGAGAUGACUUGCGCUCUGACAAUGAGAUGUCUGACCUGGAUCCGGGCCAUUUCCUGGACAGGGCUCGGGCAUUACUUCAGCAGCAGGCCCUGCUGGCUGACGGAGGGAAGCCAAGAAGAGAGGGGCUCAGCAGGAGCAAAGGACAGGGCGGACCAGGCUCCUCGAUGCAUGCUGAAGGUAAACAGCUGGCAGAAACACUGAAGCAGGAACUCAAUUCAGCCAUGACCCAGGUAGUGGACACAGUGGUUAAGGUGUUUGCCAAACCUCCUCGUCCUACACCCCAGCAGGCCUUCCCCCCACUUUCCAUACCUCCUGAAAGAUUUCCAACCACUGUCAAUGGAGACAACCCCAAUUUCCAUACAGCCAACCAGAGGCUGCAUUGCUUUGGUGAUGUCAUAAUUCCCAAUCCACUAGACUCCUUUGCCAGCAUGCCUGGGCUGCCAGGCCCCACCAAUGACCAAACCGAGGCACUGCCCUUAGUCGUGAGGAAGACACCCAGUGAGCACCACCACCACCACCACCAGUCUUCAGCUGUGGGGGCCCAUGGUGGUCACCACCACCCCGCCCUUCAUCCUUCCUCACUUUCUGCCUCCAUGGGCUUCAGUCCUCCAUCUUUCAGACACCCAUUUCCACUGCCUCUCAUGGGCUACCCUUUCCAGAGUCCCCUUGGUGCACCCACAGGUGGCUACACAGGCAAGGACCGUUCCUCUCCAGACUCCAUGGACCUGUCCCGAGAGACCACUAGUCUGAGGACCAAGAUGGCAUCAGGUCACCACCUGGGGCACCACCAUCGCUCUUGUUCACCAGCGCACCCUGGAAGCACAGCAGAGGGUCUUUCCCUGUCCCUCAUCAAGUCUGAGUGCGGUGAUCUGCAGGACAUGGCUGACAUCUCACCUUACUCAGGCAGCAAUAUCCAGGAGGGUCUCUCCCCCAAUCACCUGAAGAAGGCCAAGCUCAUGUUUUUCUACACCCGCUACCCGAGCUCAAAUAUGCUCAAGAUGUUCUUCUCUGAUGUCAAGAUGUGUCAUAAUACUAUUGUUGGGCUGAUCAUGACAGCCUAUAGAGUAUCAUCCAACCAGCUUUGA